Messenger RNA from Elaeis guineensis (African oil palm), 330 nucleotides. NCBI's taxonomy places the organism in Eukaryota, Viridiplantae, Streptophyta, Magnoliopsida, Arecales, Arecaceae. The record is from RefSeq and is a predicted model, not a curated record.
AUGGGGGUGGGGCUGGGGUCGGGGGCGGCUAGGGCCAACAUGGGGGCAAAGAAGGGGCCGUGGGCGCUCGGGGGCGACACGGGGCUGAGGAGGGGGUUAGCUGGCGGAGAUGGGGUGAAGGGCGAUCAGGGGCGACACUGGGAUGGGGAGGGGUCCAUGGGUGGUCGGAGGCGACAUGAGGCCGAGGAGGGGGUCAGCCGGCGGACAUGGGGUCGGGGGCUGCUCGGGGCGACAUGGGGAUGGGAAGGGGUCCAUGGGCGGUCGGGGACGACACAGGGCCAAGGAGGGGGUCGACCGACGGAGAUGGGUUCGAGGGGCGGCAGGGGGUGA